AUGAAUCCUUUUUUGUAUGGUAGGGAUUCUGGGAUAAAUGUUUUGAAUCCCUUCUCUUUAAGUAUCUCUGAUAUUAGAAGUGAGUUCGCAUCGACUUGCUUCGACAAAAUGGAGUUGGAGGUCGCAAAGAUGAUAAUGAAGUCUUGCAACAUUCAGAAGAACGCCAAUAGGACAGUAAAAGAUGGACUCAAAGUCCUGCUGAAAGAGGCAAAAGUGAAGUAUGCUGACAUUUUGGGUAAACUUUGCAAAGAGGUCAACCCGGACGUCUGUCAUACGAGAAUAGUAUCAGCAAAAGCUACAAAGAAGGAAGACUUUCUGAUUAAGAUAAUAAGAUCAGAGGAGACUCCAACAAGGACGCUUUUACCGCUGAGGUCACCAAGGCGGUUGGAAGCAUGGGUUUUCCAGGUUUUCCAGGUUGCGUGACAACCCUGACGACGUCGACUUCCCCAAGGUUUGAAAAUUUUAUUUUCCAUUAAACGCA
This is a messenger RNA of Leptopilina heterotoma, 481 nucleotides long. RefSeq lists its product as uncharacterized. The transcript is spliced from 2 exons. NCBI's taxonomy places the organism in Eukaryota, Metazoa, Arthropoda, Insecta, Hymenoptera, Figitidae. The record is from RefSeq and is a predicted model, not a curated record. The coding region runs from base 1 to 423 and encodes 140 amino acids.